AUGGAGGCUGUGCUUCUCACCCAGAAGAAUCCAACUGGUGGUAACCUGUUGGUGAUCGUCGUGGUGACCAUGUCGCGCCGGCUGCGCUCCAUCACCAACUUCUUCCUGGCGAACCUCGCCAUCGCAGACCUCUGUGUCGGCCUCUUCUGCGUCUUCCCACACCUCUACCUGCAGCUCUACAACGACUGGCUGCUCGGUGAGGCCAUGUGCAAGAUGACGGUAUUCGUCCACACUCUGAGCUACACGGCGUCCAUCCUCAUCCUGGUGGUGAUCUGCACCGAGCGCUACGUCGCCAUCAUACACCCCAUCGCCUGCCGGCGCAUCCUCACGCCGGCGAGACUCAUGGCGGUGGUGGCGUGGGCGUGGCUGCUGGCGGCCGGCUACUCGUCGCCGCGGCUGCUGUGGAUGAAGACGGUGCGGCUGGGCAAUCAGACGCUGUGCGCGCCGGACCGGUCGCGCUACGACCAGGGCCUGCUGGACGGGCUCACGUUCGGCCUGCUGUACGUGCUGCCGCUCGCCGUCAUGCUGGCGCUCUACUCGCGCAUCUCCGUGGCGCUCUGGCGCAGCAGCCGCGGUCUCUCGCCGGCGGGGCACUGCCACCAGGUACCGUAG
Schistocerca nitens (vagrant locust) is the source of this 612-nucleotide messenger RNA. Its product is annotated as trissin receptor-like. Gene Ontology annotation, cellular component: plasma membrane. Lineage: Eukaryota; Metazoa; Arthropoda; Insecta; Orthoptera; Acrididae. The transcript is spliced from 4 exons. Bases 1 to 612 code for a protein of 203 amino acids. Gene Ontology annotation, molecular function: G protein-coupled receptor activity. The record is from RefSeq and is a predicted model, not a curated record. Gene Ontology annotation, biological process: G protein-coupled receptor signaling pathway.